ACACAGCAGCUUAAAGCAGCCAGUGUGAGCGAGACCGGUGGAUCCCCGCAGCGUGAAUCACGGUUGUCAUCGGGUUGCUACAGCUUUGAGAGGAGAGCAACAGCAUAUCGCAGCAUAGUGAGGUAUUAAGUUUUUGUUUUACCGAUGCUGGGACGUAGUUAAGCCCUUGUAAUAACUCUUCAGCGUGCCUCUGGUCUUCUCUCCGGCUGACCAAUGCUUCUGCAUCAGUUCAUGAACGGAGCCCUGGAAGUCAUGCAUCCCACGACGCUUCAGAAAGACACUACUUUUACCAAAAUCUUUGUCGGCGGGCUGCCGUACCACACGAACGAUGCCUCGCUGAGAAAAUACUUCGAGGCCUUUGGGGACAUUGACGAGGCUGUGGUGAUAACGGACAGACAGACCGGGAAAUCCAGAGGAUACGGCUUUGUGACAAUGACAGACCGAGGAGCAGCAGAGAGAGCCUGCAAGGAUCCCAACCCCAUAAUCGAUGGCAGGAAGGCCAACGUCAACCUGGCUUACCUGGGUGCCAAACCCCGUAGCAUACAGACAGGCAUAUCCAUCGGAGUGCAGCCCAUUCACCCAGCGCUCAUCCAGAGGCAGUAUGGGAUGGCCCAGCCAUACAUCUACCCACAAGCCUUUGUGCAGCCUAGCCUGGUGCUGCCCACUCAGGUUUCCACCUCCGUCAGCACCAGCCCUUACCUGGACUACAGCGCAGCCUACACCCAGUACGCCCAGGCAGCCUUUGAGCAGCAGUACCCGUAUGCCGCCUCCCCAGCUGGGUUCCUGGGCUACAGCUACCCCACCAGCCCCUCAGCCACCGCUGGUCCGGCUGCCGCUGCCACAGCUCCAGCCACCGCCCACCCAACCCUCCCCUCCGCCGCCGGCCCAGCCCCGGCCUUCCUGCACUAUGCUCCACAGCAACACAUCCAGCCAGACCGGAUGCAGUGAGCCCGAUGAAGGAAGCCGAGACGAAGGAGGGGUUCAGGAGGAGGAGGAGGAGCAGGAGGAAGGCAUAGUGGUCGCAGACCUUUGGACAGGAUGGCAAAACACCUUAUUGGGUGACUCAGCUAUCGCCUGCAGGGGCUUUCAGGAAAAAGGGUGGGACUAUUGCACUAAACGAUCAGGAUUUAACCAAUGAGCUGUUUGCUCACUGGUGAAAGGGGUGGUAGGGGUUGGAGGACUGUCGAGGUUCAGGUUGGGAAGCUAAAUAGCAUAAAGUAUGUGAAUGCUUCCAAGGGCUUCCAGAAGCUGACACUUCAUUUUUUUAAAUCAUUAUUAUUAUUAUUAUUAUUGUUGUUGUUAUUAUUAUUUUUGUUGUCCUUUUAUUAUUGUAUUAAUGUCAUUGUCAACUGCUUGUUUGUAUGCCAUUAUUAUCAAUGUUAUCAUGUUGGUGGCUCAGUCAGUUCUGUGUCCAUGGUCCAUAUUGAUGACUGUUUUGAGAGCCAUCUGAGACAUGUAAGACACUUCUUUUCUCCCUGCUCCAGACUGUCUGGGUGGGCACUGAUGCUCCAGGAUGCUAGGGGACAGUCGGAGAUGUGGGGGUGCAGGGUGAAGACAGGGUGGUGAUUUUGGAGAGGUAUCCAGCCAGCCUCUCAGCCUGUCUGUGGUCCCAUCCAGGUAGAGCUCUGCCUCAUGAACAAAACCUCCUCCAGCAUUCAGCGUCACACAGGAGGACCACGAGAUGUUUCACCUCAAGGACAAAACAGAAAGUUUCAGUAUAUGAGACGUUGGAAGCUCCAUUGUUUUGAGACUGUGAUGUCAGGAUUAUACUUUUUUUUUUUUAAAUUUUUAAUUCUUUUAAUGAAAGAGGCCUUAAUUUUUAAAAACAGACACUCCUUUUUCAAUCUCCUGAUUUUCUUUUAUCCCCCCAAACACCACAGAACCAAGUGCAGAGAGCCCUUUGUAACUGGCCUUUCAGCAGUCAAUAAUCUGGCUUACUUGGAUCUUGAUGAUUUCAAAUGGAUGUAGAUAAUCACAUGCAGUAUGUGGGAGUUUGGGACCAGGAGUGCCGUGUAUUGAUGUUGAAAGGUAGCUGCCACUGAGCUCAAGCACCAGAGUGUACUUUUCUUUUUCUUUUCUCUCCUUUUCUCAGUGAUUGUCACAAGUAGUUGCUCUCAAGAGGACAUUCAUGUACAGCAUUAUAAAAGUUUUCAGUCAUCAAGUACAUUUACAAUAUUUAUAUGUAGGUAUUUAUAUAAGUUACUAAGUUAAAAUUUCUUUUUUAUGACUAUAGUUGUGGCACAGAUGUCAUUUAACCUGCAGUUCCACAGGUGUCAUAUUCCUUUUUUUUUUUUUUUUUCAUUUUAAUUGUCAGUGAAUUAGCCCAGGUGCACAAGGAACUACAGUAGAUGCUUGUUUGUAGAUCCUGGUUGAAUCAGAAAUUGUCUAGAUUUCUUUUUCCAAAUAAAAAUGUCUUUUACAGUCCCUUCAAAGAAGCCAUACCAAAAAAAUAAAAAUAAAGACUUUGUAUUUAAA
This is a messenger RNA of Scatophagus argus, 2475 nucleotides long. Its product is annotated as RNA-binding protein 38-like. Lineage: Eukaryota; Metazoa; Chordata; Actinopteri; Scatophagidae. The coding region runs from base 214 to 948 and encodes 244 amino acids. The transcript has 4 exons. Gene Ontology annotation, molecular function: RNA binding. The record is from RefSeq and is a predicted model, not a curated record. Gene Ontology annotation, cellular component: cytosol.